Molecule: messenger RNA, 321 nt
Organism: Didymodactylos carnosus
Lineage: Eukaryota; Metazoa; Rotifera; Eurotatoria; Philodinida; Philodinidae
Source: the annotation of a GenBank genome assembly
AUGCCAGACGAGACCCUGGGUUCAUGUAUGGUAUAGGAUUUUUUUCGAGCCCCAGCACUGGUACUCGGUUACUUCCGGUGAUAUUAAAAUCGCAUGAAACAUACGUAUUCAGCCACGCUGAAUCUGGUGAUAAUGAUCGUUUUCGGAAAAGAAUUCCACAAGAGAGGUUUCUGCUGCGAGUUUCGGAAUGGGGUCUCGGUUUAUUUCCAGAGGUCCACUAUAAAGAGAUCUAUAAAGAGAGCCAAUUUUAUUUUAUAGGUAUCUAAAGAGGAGUUUUUGACCAUACCAUAGUCAAAAACUCCUCUUAAGAAAUGAUUCCGU